Messenger RNA from Nymphaea colorata (pocket water lily), 2360 nucleotides. RefSeq lists its product as uncharacterized. NCBI's taxonomy places the organism in Eukaryota, Viridiplantae, Streptophyta, Magnoliopsida, Nymphaeales, Nymphaeaceae. The coding region runs from base 158 to 1783 and encodes 541 amino acids. The transcript has 7 exons. Gene Ontology annotation, molecular function: protein binding. The record is from RefSeq and is a predicted model, not a curated record.
AUUUCCAUGAAGAGCCGAUAUGCACCGAUGUAGGCGGCCGUUUUAGAGCACCGUCAUUGUUCGCGCUUGGGAACCCCUGGCUCCCGGCUUACUGCUCUCCUCCCGCCAGUUCCUUAAACCUGGAAGGGCAACAUCUCUCAUUUCUUCCGUCGACGAGAUGGAGCAUGUCCGGAAGAAGCCCAAAGUGGAAGAGGACGUCGAUGUGCCUAAUGGCGAGGCAGAUAACCUUGACACCGGGGAAGAAGAAGAAGCGUUGGUGGCUUUGAUUGAACACAGGAACAAGGAAGUGGAAAAUCUCGCCCAGAAAUUAUCCUACUUCACCAAUCAGCUCGAAGAGGCCAAGAAGAAGUUAAACGAGUCCCAGUCAAAGCUAGUUCGUCUAAGGAGAAAACGUGACAGCGGAGAAUCAAAAGCUAUUGCAGAUGCUGGUACAUCAAAAGCCAAACUUGGGGAUGGGUUAACAAAUCUUAAACACGCUGAUGAAAUUCAAUCUCACAUUCAGAACGGAUCCAGACCCCAACUUCUGAUUCCUGCUCUGAGUUCUAAAACUAGGCCACCGAAAAGACUGUCAGAAGGUAGCAUGAAGUUACCGGUUGGUUCUCAAGGUGGAACGCCGGUAGGGCUUACCCAUUCUAGUACUGUACAAAAAGGAGAGACAUCUGGUAGAACUUCACAUGACCUGGAAAAUGAUAGACUGCAUGAUAAUGCCAAUGUUCAUAGGACCGGUAAAAAAGAAUACAGAGACCUGGUUCCUGUUAUACGUAGUUCUUCAACUCCUUGCACUAUUCGCGUUCAGCCAUGCAUGCAAAUUUCCAGCCAACACAAAAGAAAAUUGAGAAGCCUUGCUCUAAACCCCAUCAGUGGUCAACUCUUUGCAACAAGUGCUUUGGACGGAAUUGUGAAGUUAUGGCAAAUCCAAUCAAAAGGAUCUAAUGUCUCAUUAUUAAGUUCAACUGACUGUGUGUCUCCAAAGAGGAGGUGGCCUGAGGAUAUGACAUGGCACCCACAUGGUAAUAGCAUAUUUGCUGCAUACAGUGCUGAUGAUGGAGAUUCUCAAGUAUCAAUCAUGAAUUUGAACUCAUCAAAGGAAUCAAGGGUGAGUUUUUUAGAGGAAAAACCUCAUCAUAAAGGUAUUAUUAAUGGCAUAACGUUCAUGCCAUGGAGUAGUGUCUGUUUUGUAACUGGUGGAAGCGACCAUGCUGUUAUUCUCUGGAAUGAGAAAGAUGGAGGAAAUAGUUGGAAGCCGAAGCUCCUGCACCGAUACAUCCAUUCUUCAGCAGUUAUGGGGGUUGCGGGAAUUCCUCAAAGGCAUAUGGUAGUGUCUUCUGGUGUUGACAAGCGAAUUGUUGGAUUUGACGUGGAGGGAGGAAAAGCUGAUUUCAAGCAUCAGAUUGACAGCAAAUGCAUGGGAGUGUUGCCAAAUCCAUCUGACUUCAACCUAUUCAUGGUGCAAACCGGGACGCCGGAGAAGCAGCUUAGGUUGUUUGAUAUUAGAGUAAGGCAGAUGGAGAUCCAUGCAUUUGGAUGGAAACAAGAAAGCAGUGAUUCCCAAUCGGCAUUAAUAGACCAAGCGUGGUCUCCUGAUGGUUUGUACAUCACAUCCGGUUCCACAGAUCCUGUGAUACACAUAUUUGACAUACGGUAUAACUCCCGUACCCCCACCCAAUCUGUAAAGGCUCAUCAAAAACGGGUUUUUAAAGCUGUCUGGCACCACACUUUCCCGCUUCUGAUUUCCAUAUCUUCUGAUCUUCAUAUUGGGUUACACAAGAUCAAUCAACCAUAGACAAGAAUAUCGGACAGUCGUCAUUUUGUGCUGCUACAUUUAUCUAUCUAUUUUUUUUCUUACGCCAAAUGCGUAGAUUAAUCACAGCCUGACAUGCAAUGCAUAAGAAGAAAUUGGAGAUGGUAAACAAGACGAGGACAGUCAGCCAAAUGGAAAACUAUGCUCUGGUUGCUUCUUUUCUAUAACGUUUGCGUUGGCGUGGAAGUGCAUGUAUUGGGCUGGUUCUACAUCGUCUUCUAGGGGUGCCCGUAGUCAGAAAAGUUUUCUCAGUUCAAAUUUUGUGAGAGAUCUGUCUUGCCAAUGUUUGUGAAUCGCGAAGGGAAAAAGUUGCCUACAAUCUCGGAAUGAUGGACACUAACAUGAUAGAGAUACCAUUGAUGCUUAUGGUAAUUAGUGAGAGCGAGAUUAGAAUGGAGAUGGGGAGAAAACAACGAUGAAGACAGGAACAGUUAUGUAACUUUGUGCUUUAUCUUAGCUGUGUCGAUGUCAUAAAUGUUUGCUCGAUCCUGUAGUUGUAUAUGAUCAUUAAAAAUAUCUUAUUUAUGGGUUAAGUGUUGCAAUUUGAAUUUGCUUUUUA